UUUCUUCUUUGUCUGUGAAAAAAUAUUUUUGAAGUUGUCUACUGGCAAUUGUAUAUACCUUCCCUCCUUCCAUUCCAACUUAAACCGAUUCUAGGGUUUCUUGAAAAAACUCUUGUUUUUUAGAACAACUCCAUCACCGAUUUCCAAUUCCUUCGUCCCAAUCCAAUUAACGAAAUGGGUAAGAGGAAACAAAAGGACUUACAACAAUCCUCCCAAACCGACACCGUUUCAACACCUUCCAGCAUUUUCAGCAAGCUCUUCGCCAUCGCGCCGGAACGGACCACCGCAACCACCGCCGCCUCUCUAUUUUCCGAUGACAACCCCUUUCGAAGAAAACCUACUCCACUUUCCGACUCAACAAACCGCACUCAGAACCCUAACGACGGCGACCACCCCGUGAACACCGAUUCCGGCGAGGAAAAGAAGCGGAAGAGGAACAAGGAAAAAACGGACAAAACCCCAGCCCCAGCCAUCGAUACCGUUGUUUCCGUAAUCGAAGCUUCGGAUAAAUCGGAGAAGAAGAGGAAACGCGAUUCCGACGAAGGAAAAGACCUUAUUGUGGGUGCAGAAGCGAGUGGGAAGAGGAAAAGGAAAAGGGGCGAAGUUGAGAAAGAUUGGGAGGAGAAGAAGUAUGGGAUUGUGGAGGAAGGGCUUGAGAAUAAAACCGUUGGGAUCAAGAGGAAGACGUUGGAUGAUCCAGCUGAUAUGAUGGUUUCAAAGGAGGGUUUUGAUGAUGAGGAUAAACUCUUAAGGACUGUUUUCGUUGGGAAUUUGCCUCUCAAGGUGAAAAAGAAGACUCUUUUGAAGGAGUUUAAGAAGUUUGGUGAGGUUGAGUCUGUGAGGAUUCGUUCUGUCCCAAUACAAGAUACCAAGAAACCUAGAAAGGGAGCUAUCCUUGCGAAGAAAAUAAACGAUGCUGCUGAUAGUGUUCAUGCAUACAUUGUUUUCAAAACAGAGCAAUCGGCACAGGCUUCUUUGUCACACAACAUGUCCCUGGUUGAAGGAAAUCACAUUCGUGUUGAUAGGGCAUGCCCACCCCGCAAGAAACAUAAAGGGGAGAGUACUCCACUUUAUGAUGAUAAGAGAACUGUUUUUGUGGGCAACCUCCCAUUUGAUGUGAAGGAUGAAGAGCUUUAUCAAUUAUUUUGUGGUAUAUCCAACCUGGAAUCAAGUAUAGAAGCUGUCAGAGUUGUUCGAGAUCCUCAUCUUAAUGUUGGAAAGGGUAUUGCUUAUGUGCUAUUUAAAACCAAGGAAGCUGCUAAAUUUGUUGUUAAGAAACGGAACUUGAAGCUUCGUGACCGAGAGUUGAGACUCUCUCAUGCCAAAGUUGAUGCUACCCCGUCUAAAAGGCCAAACCCAUCAUCAGCUCAUGCUCCUAGUACCCCUGCAAAAAGGCCAUACCCAUUAGCACAUGCUCCUAGUACCCCUGCAAAGGAGUUUUCUGUGGCUUCACGGUCUCCAUCAAGCAGUAAUAACAUGUCAAAGUCAAACAGAAAAACCAAUGCAUCUUAUCAGGGUCUACGUGCAACCAAAUCUGAUGUGCACAAGAAAAUCCAAGGAGGAGAAAAACCAAAAGAACGCAUGACAAAAAGACCUUCAGUAGCUGCCAGAAAGGCUAAAGCAAAAUUGGGCAAGGAGAGUGAUCUACCAAAACAAGCAGGGAUGAAACGCAAGCUUGAUAGUCGUACUCCAGACAGCACCCUACGUAAUAGGAAAGUAAAAAAGAACAGGUAGCAUGUUUCUUAUGUAAGGGAUUUGUUAGCUCUGGUUAGAAUUUGGCUCUAAUCGUUGAUAGUGAAAAUAGUUUGUCAACACUGGCAUGGUUUUAAGGCAAUGUUCUCAGCAGACUUGAAGGCACAUUUGACAGCGAAUGGUGAAGAAUUAAGAAAAAUCAGUGGAUAGGGAUACAAUUUACUCAUUUAAAAGGAUUUAACAUUAUCGUUUCUCUUCAUUUUAUUUUAAAUUUGUUGUGUAAUUUUAGUUUAUAGUAUGCUCUUAUUGGUAGGUUGCAACUUCCACUAUUAGGCCUUGUUAAAGCUUGUAGCAUUUCCUGCCUUGGAAAGGAGCAUUCGUCAAUUCUUUUCUCCUUAUCUUUUUUUCUUAUAUUGUUUUACACUUCAAUAUGACAAUGAAUUCAGGUGAAUUUAAUUUUAUCAUUUUAUCAUCUGAA
Molecule: messenger RNA, 2170 nt
Organism: Glycine soja
Lineage: Eukaryota; Viridiplantae; Streptophyta; Magnoliopsida; Fabales; Fabaceae
Product: RNA-binding protein 34-like
Exons: 6
Coding region: 175-1734 (519 amino acids)
Molecular function (GO): RNA binding
Source: RefSeq, a predicted model, not a curated record